Messenger RNA from Haemonchus placei, 2526 nucleotides. The record is from the annotation of a GenBank genome assembly. Lineage: Eukaryota; Metazoa; Nematoda; Chromadorea; Rhabditida; Trichostrongylidae.
UCCAACGGAUUGACACCAUUCUGGGAAGAUCUAGACAAUAAUCAUACUGACGACUCUAUUGUAAAGGAUGCAGCUAGACGGAUGCUGACGGCAAGUACCAUUCAAACAAUUGAUUUGAAUAGUGACGACGUUGAUCCACAAAUGUUGAAGGACUUCCAAGAACAGGUGGUGGAGCGAGUUCGCGAAGACCCAUUCUAUUGUAGCACAUCAGCGUGCAUGUCGAAUAAUGGAAAGCCGAUGGCAAUAUGGGCACGUCACCUCUACGAUGUUUUCUACUUGUAUGGAUUAGCUUUGAAUGACUCACUGAGAAUGGAUCCCAUCGGAGGACUUUCUAACGCCUCUUCCCUCACGGAAGCAAUGAAACGAAGUUUUGUAGGGCUCACUGGACUGGUUACAAUCAACGCGAAUGGGUCACGCAUUCCACUGUUUUCGGCAUACGUCCUAGAUGCGAAUUUUAAUCAAGUCACUGCCAUCAACUUCACGAUAGCCGAUGGGAUACCAGUAAUGACGAAAGGCUACACAAAUGAAGCAACAACUCUUUGGGGAACACGAGGUGGUCAACGUCCACUUGCUCGUCCGAAAUGUGGCUACACGGGAUCCGAUUGUCCCAAGCCAUUUUGGGAGCAGAACGGCAUAUAUAUAAUGGCUGUAUCAACACUGAUAGUAGUUCUACUGAUUGUGGCGGUUGUAAUUAUUGUUUACGCGAUAAGAAUUCGGAAGGAAGAGGAGGAGCAGCAGCGCUUAUUAUGGCAGAUCCCUUAUGUGAACCUGAGAAAACCGCCAACAUCGCACGAGCGUCAGCAGCAGAGCAAGCGUUCACUCCAAUCAGGUCCGUCGGUGAUGACGGGAGGAUCAAGGCUCACAGAAUCAAGUUUCGGCUAUUUCGAAAUCUAUUUUCUCAAUAAUGAGCCUGUUCUGACUAGGAAGUACUCAGCAGCUGGUCUGACAGAGGAUAGCAAAUAUAUUUUCCAACAGAUGAGGAAAUUGGAACAUGAUAACAUUAAUCGAUUCAUUGGGCUUUCUAUUGAUGGAUCCGAAUAUGUGGCUGUUUGGCGGAUGUGUUCGCGAGGCACUCUGCAGGAGCUCAUAUCCAGAGGUUCACUGUGGUUAGAUCCAUUCUUCAUGUUAUGCAUAAUAAAAGACAUCGCAGAGGGUCUCCGAUUCCUGCACAAUUCAAUUAUUGGAUGUCAUGGUCGCUUGUGCUCAAGUUGUUGUUUGGUAUCUGACAGCUGGCAAGUCAAGGUAUCGGAUUACGGUACCGAGUCUCUACAAGAAGACAAUCGCUCGAAGAAAAAACGUAAAUCUUUUUUCGACGUAUGCAGAGUGCUACGAAAUUAUAAAGGCCCUUAUUGUUUACUGUGGCUGGCUCCUGAACAUUUGCGCUCCUCCGAAACUUCAGCGAAAAUUUCCAAAGAGGGCGAUAUAUACUCAUUUGCAAUUAUCGCCUCCGAGGUCGCAACGCGAAAAGAGGCAUGGAACAUGAGUGAAAGAAAAGAACAAAUUGAUGAACUGCUUUAUAUGCUGAAAAAAGGAGGACCUACACCACCCCGACCUGACCUCAACAUUGACGGAGAAUUUAAUGUGGCAGUGAAUAUUAAAUGUCAAGUUUACAACGACGGAGAGAAAGAAAACGAGGUAAUUGAUUUACAGCUUCAUCUUAUACGCGACUGUUGGAACGAAAAGCCAGAGAACCGUCCAACCUCUGAAAUUUUAUGCAGGAUGCUGGAGUCGAUGAUGCCGAGCAAAAAAAGCAAUUUGAUGGAUCAUAUGUUCAAUAUGUUGGAAGAAUACACGACGACACUUGAGUUGGAUGUCGAAGAGCAAACAAAACAACUAGUGGAGGAGAAAAAGAAGGCCGAUAUUCUUCUGGAGAGGAUGCUGCCGAGGCAAGUGGUGGACCGCUUGAAGUUAGGCAAUGCAGUUGAACCAGAGAGUUUCGCCAGCGUCACAGUGUUCUUUUCCGAUGUGGUCAAAUUUACUCAGUUAGCUGCUAAAUGCACGGCUUUUCAAACUGUAAACCUUCUCAACGAUCUCUACAACGGAUUUGAUUCACUUGUUGAGGAGCAUUCCGUAUAUAAGGUGGAAUCGAUCGGUGACGGAUAUCUGUGCGUCUCUGGUCUACCUGUGAGAAACGGUUCGGCUCAUAUAAAGGAGAUAGCUGAACUUUCGCUAUCGUUCAUGAAAUUUGUGGAUGAGUUCAAAUUAGCAGCUCUACCAAAAGAGAAAGUUCAACUUCGAAUCGGAUUCAAUUCAGGCCCUUGCGUCGCCGGGGUUGUUGGUUUGAGCAUGCCUCGUUACUGUCUAUUUGGAGACACGGUUAAUAUAGCAUCACGGAUGGAAAGCAGUGGCAAAGCUGGUCACAUUCAUAUAUCGAAGGAAGCGCACGACCUGCUUAUCAACGAAUACCACGAAGAUUAUGAAACACGACCAAGAGGAGACGUCAUUAUAAAGGUAAAAAUCUUUGUUUUUGAAUUCUUUAUUGGCGACGAAUGUGAAACUGUACCGUAUACAACAUUUUCUUAUUGA